Molecule: messenger RNA, 1731 nt
Organism: Ambispora leptoticha
Lineage: Eukaryota; Fungi; Glomeromycota; Glomeromycetes; Archaeosporales; Ambisporaceae
Source: the annotation of a GenBank genome assembly
AUGGAAGAACUAGAGAAAGGCACAACUUUUUUUACACAAGUUCAUUGGCAAAUUCACCGUCCCAACGUCCAUUCUCUAGUUCUUCGUUCGGGUGAAUAUAAAAUCGAUAAAAUGAAUAAAAAUUACAUAAAAUGUUUCUCAAUAAAUGACAAAAACGUGACGGGAAUCUCGUGUUUCGUGCCUUUGGAGACACCUCACAAUGUUCCAACUACAGAACUCAGCGAACCAGAAAUCCCUUGUUACUUUCUUCCUGAAAACAUGGACCUUCCCGAAGGACUGGCUUUGUUCUAUACCCACAAGAUGAAGCUUCGGUUUCCUUCGAAUACCCAAACAGGAUUGCACUUCGUUAUCGCACCUACGAUACGUAUGACAAAAAAUAACUAUGUACAAGCGGUGAAAAACUUGAACUGGCACUUGUGUACCAUCAAGGCCGCUGCGAAGAUUACUGAGUUGGUCUGCUCUGAUGAUGAUUUGGAUGGUGUAGAAGACGCUCGAAUGGUAGAAUUAUACUGGCUCACGGAAAUCUGGUACGAAAAGGCAAUGGAUGCCAUGGAUCGUAUUCACGCCAUCGACAUUCACACAUGGAUCGCGCUAGAAAAGCCAUCUUUCCAAGAUCUUCUUCAGCACGAAUCUCGUGCGCAUAUCGUGUUUUCAGCCCUCAUUCGUAUGAAAGUUAAUAGGUUCGUGACCUAUGUGACAGAGCUGAUGCAUCAGAAAGACAUUUUAGGUGAACUGAAGAACGCUUUCGGCAGGGUUUACAAUGAAAAUCAAUUAGUCUCAUGUUCCUCUGAAGCUAUUUUACACCUUUGGUGUCGAUAUGUGAAGCCGCCAGACUACUUCCUUCUCGAAUCACCCAACGAUUGGAGACUUACAAACAAGAUUUUCGUAAUUACGAAAUUUCUCAAUGGAGCUCAAAAUGAAUCAAGUUCAAUCAUAGAACAUAUUGCCAAAAAGAUUAAUGAGAAACGUUUAACGCGGUAUUACUUGACUCAUCAACCAAAGUUUACAACCUUUAAAUCUGAUGUCGAAAGAACCGUUGCUGAGCGUGUCUUGGAACAAUCAAAAAUAAUCGCGACGUUACAGUCUUUCUCAGAAUAUCGAGAAAUUACGACAGAAAAUCAACAAACGAAUGAACUGAUUGAGCAAAUUGGUCAACAAGGAAUAUUAUUUCGUAAAUUAACUUCUGAUGGUUAUGCCAAUAGUAUUCGAUCAGCCAAUCUCGCCGGGGAUGUUAUUUUCUAUCUCAACAAGAUUGCUGCAGAACCGCUUGAGGAUAAAGAACUUUUGGACGUGUUAAAUGAUCGAAGUUUAGUUGGAUCUGCUGUCAUAAUUGGCGGAUUAACCACACUAUUAUCCUUAGCGACUCCUUCGGUUAAUAGGGCUAGGAUUAGAACACUUCCACAAAUAUUUAAUCUAGCUGCUGCAGCUGGUGGAGUAGCUAUGACUUCGAUAUUGGAAAAUUUAAAUACGGCAUCCCAACAUACUAUCGAAGAAAAUUCUAAAAUCUUAAAAGAUAUUGAAGCAAUCAACACCACAAUAGACUCAAUUGUUAAAGUGACUCAAGUAUAUCGUGAUUUUUGGGCGAAGAUAUUGAAAAAUCUUGGGAAUACUAAAGAAAAUAUUACCGAGUCGAACAAAACUGUUGCUGAAGGAUAUAUAAACGGAUGGGAAAAAAUCAAAAAUACUUUCGAUGAUUAUUGUGAGAUGCUUAAUAAAUGUUUAGAACACUAA